AUGGCGCCGCCGCGGCGUGUGUGCGUGACCGGGGGCGGCGGGUUCAUUGCCUCCUGGCUCGUCAAGCUGCUCCUCUCCCGCGGCUACGCCGUCCACGCCACUCUCCGCGACCCAAGUGAUCCAAAGAAUGCCCAUUUGAAGGAGCUGGAGAAGGCCCCUGAGAAUCUGCAUCUGUUCAAGGCCGACGUGCUAGACUACGACACGCUAACACCUGCAGUUGAGGGAUGUGAGGGGAUCUUCCAUCUCGCCACUCCGGUGCCUGAAGAUAAGAUUAUAUGCUCCGCUGCAAAGGUUCACAAACCUGUUGUGAUGUCCUCCAACGCUGCUGUGGAUUUUAACCCGAAUUGGCCUCAGGAUAUAAUGAAAGAUGAGAGUUGCUUGUCAGACAAGGAGUUCUGCAAGGAAAAUGGGGACUGGUAUUCCGUCGCCAAGAUUACUGCAGAACAGAUAGCUUUGGAAUAUGCGGUUGAAAAUGGCCUGAAUGUUGUUACACUUUGCCUGCCUUUGGUUUUUGGCCCACUGUUGCAGCCUACGGUGAAUACCAGCAGCAAAUUCCUCAUAUAUGUUAUAAAAGGAGGUCCUGACGUGAUGAACAACAGACUCUGGCACAUAGUAGACGUCCGUGACGUGGCCGAUGCUUUACUCCUGCUGUACGAGAAGAAAGAGUCGUCAGGGAGAUACAUCUGCUCGCCGAAUCAUAUUUGCACAAAGGAUUUGGUGGCCUUGCUGAAGAAGAUGUACCCAAAGUACAGCUACAUAAAUAACAUCCUCGAUGUCGAUCAGAAAGCAUCGUUAACAUGUCAGAAGCUGCGGGACCUGGGCUGGGAACCAAGGAAACUGGAGGAGACGCUCUCGGACAGCGUCGAGUGCUACGUAAAGGCGGGGCUUCUCCGGGGUGUGGACGGGCAUCCCUGCCGCCUUCCCCAUCUCUUCCGUCUGGCAUAUCGGGGAGAAUGGGAUGCUCGUGUCGUGCCUCGUGGUCGUGGCCCCGGACAGCGCGUAGGCAGGGGUUCCGGGUUCCAUCCGUGCACCGCCUCAAGUGACGCCAAAGAAAUGUCCAUCCUGCUGAAGCCGAUGGCUGGGACAGGAGUACAGGACCCCGGCCCGGAGAAUGUGCCUCUUCUGUUGAAAGUCGUCGACGUGCUCGACCACGACGCACUAACAGUAACAGCGGAGAUGGAGGUGCUCGACCGCAACACACUUAUGGCUACGCGUGCGCAUCGACUGUUCAGUGUUCAGUUGUUCACCCAAAUCUAUCACAGCGAAGGCGGCAUUCCUUGCUCCGCAGAAAAGGCACCCUCGCCGCGCCGGUAG
Molecule: messenger RNA, 1314 nt
Organism: Miscanthus lutarioriparius
Lineage: Eukaryota; Viridiplantae; Streptophyta; Magnoliopsida; Poales; Poaceae
Source: the annotation of a GenBank genome assembly